UGUCAAAAUGGCGCAGAGAAUGACUAACUUUAGGAAGAAGAACGGUGCCAACAUCAUAUCCUCUGCGAUUCUAUAAUUAGCAAGAGCGACCCACGUGUUACAGCAGAGUAUAUAAACCAGAAAUUUAUCAUAUAUUUAGUUACGUUGUCAAGGUCAAAUUUAGAUUGCCGUUUCUAUUGAAAUCGACAGAUGGCAAUAUCCAUUUCUCAUGUGCAAAAUUUGGUUCAUUCAUUGCUAUUUUCACUGUUGACAUCCUAGUUCUGCUGUUGUCAGUGCAUAUGUUCACUGCUGAGUGUGCUUGUGUUAUCUCAGCGAAAGCAUGUGAUUGUAAACGACUUCAUUUGUAUCCUGGUGACUGGAGUAAAUGACAUAGUUUUAAAACCGUGUCUAAUAGUAUUUUCCGGAUGUGUGUCACAAACUGAACUGAAGCAUGGAUAAGAAAGAAAGAGAUAAGCGAGGCAGCUUUCUUGAUAAAGUAGGAGGGACAUUCCGACUUGGUGGCAAGGACAAAACCAAGAGCAAAUCUAGUACAUAUUCAGGUCGACUGCCAUCAACAAAUGAGUCUGAAGACACAAAUGGAGCCCAAUAUGGCUUCGGUCCUCAACAGGAUGGAAUCAGCACACUGUCUGAUAAAGAGGUCACAGAGAAGUUUGAGCAAAUGCUGGAUGACAUGAACUUGACUGAGGAGAAGAAGGCCCCUCUCCGAAGUAAAGACCUCAAUCUCAAGAGAUCUAUGUUAGCCAUGCAGUGGAAGGGUGCAGUAAAGAAAAGUGGUGACCUAGACAGUCCAGGGAGUUUUGUUGCUGAAUUGAGGAAUGCAGAUCUGAAGGGAGAGAAAAGACUGAGAGUGCUGGAAUCUCUGAGGGUGUCACUCACAAGUAAUCCAGUCAGCUGGGUUAGUGAGUUUGGACUGAAUGGCCUGAAUGCUAUCCUCAGGAAUCUGACAUACUGUUGUGAUUCUAAAACAGAGAGGAAGAGUACCUACGAGUGUGUUAGAUGUCUGAAGGCUUACAUGAACAACAAGUGUGGGUUGGUGAACAUUAUCAACCAUGAAGAAGCUCUGACGAUACUGUCACGGACAGUUGACCCUUCUGACCCCAAUACCAUGCUGGAGGCAGUUCGUCUGCUGGCUGCUGUGUGUCUGGUCCCUCCAGACGGCCACGAGAAAGCCUUGGAGGGUAUCACAGUAUGUGGAGAAAUCAGGGCCAGAGACCGCUUCAUUCCUAUCAUUAUGGGUCUGGGUAUGAGAGACAACCAGCCCAUGCAGGUGGCAUGUAUACAGCUAGUGAAUGCCAUCAUCAGUACACCCGAUGACCUAGAUUUUAGAAUACACCUCCGCAAUGAAGUCAUGCGUACAGGGCUUAUAGACCUUAUAGGGUGGCUGGAUAAGCAGGAAGAUCAUGAAUUAAAGACACAUGUACAGAUUUUCCAUGACCAUAAAGAAGAAGACUUUGAGGAGUUUUCACACAGAUAUGAUAAUGUCAGAAUAGAGUUUGAGGAUACGCGGCAGUGCUUUGAGCUGGUGGCUAACUCUGUAAAGGACACUGUGGCUGAACCCUACUUCCUGUCUAUCAUGCAGCAUCUUCUUUGUAUCCGUGACGACGUGUAUUCUAGGCCACAAUACUACAAGUUAAUAGAGGAAUGUGUGACACAGAUCGUCCUACAUCGGUCCGGGACAGAUCCAGACUUCAGACACACAAAACGAUUUGAAGUGGAUGUUGAUCCUCUGUUAAGUAGUCUAGAAGACAAAUCUAAAUUUGAAGAUGCUGAAGUGAGUAUCGUGGAAAUGAACUCUAAAUUAGAAACAGCUAUAACCGCUAAACAGGAAUACGAGGCACGGGCAAUGACAUUAGAGGAAAGGGUAAAAAAGUAUGAAGAGGAACUCGUGACGAUGAAAGAGAAAGUAAAGUUGUAUCAAAUAACUAGUGUUAGUAGCAGUUCGGCCUCCAAGUCCAGUACAAUUGAUGGUCCUAAUGCAGAGCUUCGACUGGGAAUAGGAAACACUAUCAGCAACUCUAAAGCAUUGGGUGGACCCGGGGGUGGACCCCCACCCCCUCCACCUCCACCACCCCCAUUCCCUGGGGGUGGUGGCCCUCCUCCCCCACCACCCCCACCCCCACCUGGUAUGGGAGGUGGUCCCCCUCCUCCUCCACCACCCCCACCUAUGGGUGGUGGUGGCAUUCCACCGCCCCCACCCCCUCCCCCUGGGAUGGGUGGUCCUCCUCCACCUCCACCUCCCCCAGGGACUCCCCGACCCCCAGGGGCACCUCCUCUUCCCUUCAGUCCUGCUGCCCCGUCCCCACCUGUCAAUGUCCUUCCACAUGGCAUCCAACCAAAGAAAAAGUACGAAGUUGGAGCACAAACUAAACGGAUCAACUGGAACAAGGUCAAUCUGAGAAACAUCGAGAAGGACUCCUUCUGGGUUACUGCCAAGGAGCAGAAGUUUGAGAAUGAUGACAUAUUUAAGGGGCUGGUGGAAAAUUUUGGUACAAUAUCAAAAACAAAAAAGGUUGAUACCACAGAAAAUACUGAGAAGAAAAAGACAACUAAAAAGACAAAGGAGCUGAAGGUUUUGGAGGGAAAAGCAGCACAGAACUUGUCGAUCCUAUUAGGCUCCAUUAAGGUGCCGUAUGAAGAGAUACGGAGGCGUAUCCUAGAGGUGGACGAGUCACACUUAUCUACAGCCCUACUGGAGCAGCUCAUUAAAUACAUGCCAGAACCAGAGCAGAUCAACAAACUUGCUUCCUUCAAGGACCAGUAUGCAGACUUGGCAGAAUCUGAACAAUUCACUGUAACGAUAAGCAGUAUAAAAAGAAUCACUCCUAGACUAACAUCAAUACUCUUUAAGAUGAACUUCCCUGAACUAGUCUCGGAAAUUAAACCGGAUCUGGUGUCGGCGAUCGAAGCCUGCGAGGAGGUUCGGAAUAGUAAAAAGUUCAGCAGUCUGCUGGAAUUAAUAUUGUUCAUGGGAAAUUAUCUCAAUGCAGGCUCUCGAAACGCUCAGUCUGUAGGGUUUGAACUGAGCUAUCUUAGUAAGCUCCACAACACUAAGAGCCAAGACGGGAAGACAACUCUAGUCCAUUACCUUGCUAACGUGGUAGAGCAACAGCAUCCUGAACUCCUGACCUUCGCGGAGGAACUCUCCUAUGUCGACCGGGCUGCCCGAGUGUCAGAUGAAAUGCUCCAGAAAAGUAUCCGGCAGAUGGAGAAAAGUUUGGAUCAACUGGAGUUGGACGUUAAAAACCAAAGCAAAUUAGCUAUGGAGGGUGAUAGGUUCCCUGAUGUCAUGAACGUAUUCCUGACAACAGCGCGGGAACAGCAGUCCGUCCUUAGUGGGAUGUACAAGAAAAUGGACAACUUGUACAAGGGCAUGGCCAAGUUCUACGCGUUUGAUGUGAAAAAAUAUGGCAUGGACGAGUUCUUUGCAGAUCUCAAGUCGUUUAAAGAGCAUUUUGUGGAAGCAGUAAAAGAAAACAUAAAAACGCGAGAAAUGCAGGAGAAGAUUCGCCGAGCCAAGGAGGCUAAGGAGCGCGCUCAAAAGGAAAAAGAAGCAAAAAUAGCUAGGAAGAAGGCACUGGUAGAUGUUACGAUAGACGACGACCAGGAAGGUGUAAUAGAUAAUUUACUGGACGCUCUGAAGACAGGAUCUGCCUUCAACAAAGGACGCGAUGGCAAGCGGCGGACACCUCGUGCUGCAGGAGCUGAACGUCGAGCCCAACUUUCUCGGUCAAGGUCACGACAGAAUUUACUCCAAGGAGAUAAUUCAACAGUGCGUGAAAUUUCCUUUGAUGACGUGUUAAAUUCAGAGACUCCACCACGUGAACGGACUAGUGUACCUGUGGAAAAACCCAGGGAGCGUAAACGUGAGCGGAGGAAGCCUUCGGAAGGUGAAAGCGAAGCAGAAAAACUUUUAGCAAGGUUGAAAGAAUUAUGAUGAAUUCAGUUUUACAUGAAUUCUUCAAAGGGACCAAAAUAAGAUGAUACAUAUCUGGUAUUGUUUAUAUAUGUGGACCACCCCUUGUGGAGUGAGUUGUAUAUUAAUAGUAAUCCUUUAUCUUCAUGCUGUUUAAUGUCAGCAUUGUAUAGUCGCAACCUACAUUUUGAUUUUUUUUCAAAAAGUUUUUGCCAGAAAUAGAGACAACAUGAUUUUUAAUAAGAUUAUUAAUAACAUCCAAGAAUUGAAUUUUGAUAUUUGACUUACUAUUAAUUAUCUGAUUGACUCAGCAGAGAAUUUCAUUGGAAAAUCAGGUCAUGUACCAUAUAGUGAUAGGAAGUACAAGUUUACAUGGAAUUAAAGUGCUGGAGGUUUUAAUAUGUUAGCUGUACAAACUGUAAGCUUGUGAAUCCACACAUCCAUGGUCUGCACUUAGCAUCAAUCUUCCCACAAAAACAUCUCCUGCAGAACCUUAAAGCCUAGAUUUUAAAUACUUGACAUGUAACUUGCUGUUAAGACCUAUUAAAAUUAGAUUAAUUUGGCUCAAAUGUGCUAAAAAAAAUUCCCCUAAUUACUUCUUCAGAACUGUAGGAUCCAUAAUUGUGAUAUUUUCCUUGUAGCUUGUGAUAGAGGAUGGCUUUCAUCUGUAUUCAUUAAAUGGUCAUAUCCCACUGUCCACGUCACAGGGGGCAGGUGCAAGACACAACCGUUUCUACAGAACUAUGAAUAAGUCUAGUCAAAUUUGUCAUCAAGUUUCGUAUUAUAGUAAAGUUCAUUUGUUCAAAUGAAUGACCUUUUACACUUUAUUACAGGUCAUAUGUUGUUACAACCUGGCAAAUAUCUGUUAUUAAAUUAACCAAUUGGCAUCUUGUUUUAAGUUUCAAGGUCUCCAAAUAGCUUAAACCACAGUUACUAUAAUACCAACUUAUCAGAUGUUAUUGUUUCAAUCUUAUGUACCCUAUUCAUCCAGCAUUAAGUUCAUGUCUGGUAAUAAACCCACCAGCUGACCUGGAAACAAAACUAAAGUGAAACCUGACUUUACCGACCGUUGACUUUAACAACAUCCUGUAUCGUCAGGCCAUAGCCAUUGGAACUGUGACAUGCCCAACUAUAUAUAUAUAUUAUUGCUGACACUGACUUUACCGACACCCUUGAUACAGUGUCUAUAAAGUCAGGUUUCACUGUACAGGAUUUCAUUAAUAUAAACACAUUACCAGUAGUUAUCUUGUAAUAAGCCUGCUCUUUAAUUUGUGUUUGUUGCAGGAUUGUCUUGAAGCAGAAUUUUAACUUCUGAUAAAAUUGACUCCAUGAUAAGGAAAUGAAUUACCCGGUUUGUAAUUUCACUCAAGACUUGAUAGACAAAUAGGGAUAUGUAUAUAAAUAAGAUGGUUUUAAUUUUAACAUAUGUUAGAAGCUGAAACCAGAACAUUUCUAACUGAAAUGAAAUUCUAGCUGUAUAAUUUAAGGGAAUACAUUGUACAAUAAUUAUAUACAGGAAAAUUAUGACGGGGAUAUGUUACAGAACAGUCUUUGUCUUUGUAAGAUUACAUCAUAGAUGCUUCCGAAGAAAUUUAAUUUUAAAAUCGUGAGAGGGGAUGAUGAAUCAAUCAUCUAGGUAUAAUGUGAAUGUUUCAUUUUUCAUCCCAAACUUUGUAGAAUCUUUUGUUGUGUGUUACUAUUGUGAAGUGGGAUAGUGCACUCACUAAAAUGAGGAGUCCACUACACAUUGGCACUCACUAAAAUGAGGAGUCCACUACACAUUGGCACUCACUAAAAUGAGGAGUCCACUACACAUUGGCACUCACUAAAAUGAGGAGUCCACUGCACACUGUCAUACUUAGUACAUAUGUAAAGACUACUACUAACAAAGUGCUGUAUAGAUUUUGAUGUGAUGACUUCAGUGUCAUAAGAUUUCUAUGAAAUAUCAAUAAGCAAAUUGAAAAUGUACGUGCUAUGAUUCAUUUGGGCAUUAAAUGUAAAACUGCCUUCUAUGUACAGGGACCAAUAUUAGAUGGAGAGUGCUGUAUUAAUGUUUCUCCAUCAGUAAGCUGGAGGACUGUGACAUUUUUCCAGCAGUGAACUAUGGGGAAAAGGUCUCCUUCAGUUGAAUGUGAAAGCUUAUGCAUCCCGAAAUCCCAUAUUUUAAUUGUUUCAUUUUACCAAAAUUAAAUGCAUUUUUUUUUUCUUUAAAAGAAAUAGUCCAAAAGACAUUCUCAAGAAAAUUGUUUCUUUUUUGUAUGUGAAUAAGUCUCGGGAUCUAUAAAAACAGGGAUUCCAUCAGCUAUGUUUGAACAAUCGCUGUCCUUUGAACACCUGAAGUUUUCAUUUUAAAAACAUUCAACAACAGGCUAGGCUUAUACAUGUACCAGUGGUCUUGUAACAUGGUAAGUUUAGUGAGAAUGAUGAGGAAAUCAGUCUGCAUGGGGCGUCAUAUUUUUUAUAUUAACACCAGCAGAUAGAAGGCUAGUAGACUGAGUUUUCAGGAUUAAAAUGAGAUAUUUGGUUAAUAAUAAAUAACUUGAGUAAAUGUAGUAUAGGUAUAUUUAAGGCUAAUAAACUGACUAUAAAAUCACUUCCCAUCACUAAGGUGUUUUAGUACCCGGUUCACAGCCUACAUGACUCUGUCUAUUGCUAGGUUUCGAACACCUCAAUUAGUAGUAUCAGUGUUCUGUUAGCACUAAAUCUACUAGAGAGUUAGACUACAAACAUACUGUGGUGAGCUAUAAAAAACUGCAUAUAUAUAGCUGUUUUAAUCUGUAAUAUUGAAGGCAGUCAUUUUGUUUGAUUCAUGAUAAAGAAUGUCAUAAACUUCUCAUUCACAAUUAAUUUUAUUUAACAUCCAUGAUUUCUUUAUAAUAUAAAGUCAAGUCCAUUUAUAAUACCCCAAAGUUUUUACAUGACCUUAAACUUAUUAUGAAACUAUCUGGCUUUAGUUUCACAAAAAGCUUUUUCCUUCCCUUAAGAUUUGCUGAAAGCUUCUUUUUUUUGAAGUUAAGGAAAAGUUAAUUUAGCUGGAAAAUGUUUGUGAAACUGAGACCUGAUACUGUGUUUUGAUAAUUUUGAUAUACAAAUGUAUAUGUAUAUAUCUAUAUGUAUAUAUAGAGGUAAUCAGUGCUUUAUGUACAUAGGGAUGUUAUAUUAUUUUCCUACAAAUGUUUAUUGUAUUAUAAUGAAUGUUUUAACCAACACACUACCCCAAGGAGAUAUGGGGCUGUACUUUGUAACCCACUGUGGCCUAGGAGACUCGACUUUACCCACUGUGGCCUAGGAGACUCGACUUUACACGUGUACACAUGUGUGUAUGUAUUUGUGUGUGUGGAGUAUGAGAGGAAUGUAUUUCUGGUUAUAUAUGUCCCCCAAAGUCUAAAAUUACAUUUUAUAUUUCUAUUCCAAUAUGUUUGAUAAAUUUAUUUUGUACUUCGUUCAGGAAAUAUUGAUUUAUAUGGAAUUAAUUUACUGAAAAUAAACUGCAUUCAUACUACACACAAUGAAAGUAAAAAUCAUAUGUUUUUUAAUCAUUAAUCAACAAAGAGGAGUCAUGAGGCCAGUAGAGGGAUGGCUUCAGAUAUUAAAACUCACAUCCUCUUCAAUUUUAAAUUUAAAAAAUGUAAAUUCAGGUAAUAAAGAUAAAAGUCAUAGUUUGAUUAGGUUAAUUCUCUGAUGUGUAUUGGAAGGACUAUUUAAAGUGGAGAGAUGUAGACAACGAAGAAAUAAAUUAUUUAUAAGGCAGAUUGGCAGCUGCACUAGUAUUACCUGUAUGAAGCAGGUUUCCACUUCACAAACAAAUAACAUCACCAGGUUCUGGAGUCAACCGUCUGUAAUUUCUGGGUUCCCAAUAUAGAACACAUUUAUAUGUAGUUAUUCUAACAUGUUAUAAUGUUUUAUUGAUAACCUGAUGCCAUUAUUUGUUUUUGACACUAUAUAACUUAAGGUUGUCUAACAUCUACUGACAUCUAGUGCUUCUCCAUGUAUGUUGUUUGUCAGCAUCAGUAUCAGUCAUAAUCUUUACAGCUGCAACAUUGCACCUCAGAAAUAAAACAACUUUCUGCAAAGAUUUUGUAGACUUCCUUUGAAGAUUUAGUAAGCUUUCUGUAAAGAUUUUGUAGACUUCCUGUGAAGAUUUAGUAAGCUCUCUGUAAAGAUUUUGUAGACUUCCUGUGAAGAUUUUGUAAGCUUUCUGCAAAGAUUUUGUAGACUUCCUGUGAAGAUUUAGUUAGCUUUCUGUAAAGAUUUUGUAGACUUCCUGUGAAGAUUUUGUAAGCUUUCUGUAAAGAUUUUGUAGACUUCCUGUGAAGAUUUUGUAAACUUUCUGUUGAUUUUGUAGACUUCCUGUGAAGAUUUAGUAAGCUUUCUGUGAAGAUUUUGUAGAAUUUCUGUUCAAAGAGUUUGUAGACUUCCUGUGAAGAUUUAGUGAACCUUCUGUGAAGAUUUAGAAGGCUUUAUAUGUAUUCAUAUAUAUUUCUAUUAUGUUAUACUUUUCCAAAUCUGAGCCUCUAUUUGUUGUCUGCUAAGUGACAUUAUUAUAUUUUUAACGUUAUUUCCAGUUGAUAUGCAACUGGUAGUUGUUUGGACAAAAUAGUUCAUCAUUUAUAGGAAAGUAGAUAAGGAAAUUAUGUUCUUGUCUGAAGAAUGUGGACUUACAACCCUGUUGAAAACCCAGUUCUGAUCACAAUUUCAGCCACAUUAGUUCCAUAUCAACCUUCCCUACAUAGGAUAUACUCAACAAUGCAAAUCUUAUUUUCAUAUAAACUUUUCGUCAUCUGUAAGCCUGACAUUCUAUUAAUUUGGUGCUUGAUCCAACAGAAGUAUUCCGAACACAUUGGUCUGUACUAAGAUUCACUGCUGCGAUGUUCUGGCUAGUUAUGUGAAGUCUGCCUGGUGUGUUCAAAUAUGUAAAUUGUUGUUAGUUUAGAUUGUUAAGUUUUAAAUUUUAUUUUAAUGUGAUUUAUCUUUGAUCUUGACACUUCUGAGACAACUUCAUAUUCCUAGAUAAAGCUGAGAAAUCAGUGGUCAAACUUCAGGGCUAUAGCCGUAAAAUAUCUACCCAAGAGGUGGACUCCGUUUUGUUAUAAACAGGAACUAUACUAAAGAAGUGAUAUAAUAUAAACACUAGUAUAUGAUAGGCCACAUUGUCUCCUGCCUACACCAUGCAAAGAAUAUUUGUAUCUACAUAGUCCUAUCAUCAGAUAGAUAUUUUACUGAAAUAGCCCCCGAGGUUUCAAUCAUCUUCUUAAACCAAGAGUUACAUUCCCAAUGAGCAAGAGGGCAAGUGAGCUCAAACCUGGUAAAUUCAAGGAUUGGGGCCUGUUCGUUUAUUAAAUGUAAUAUUUCAAACAUACAUCGUGACGGACCUGCAGAUGUUAAUACAGGCCUUCGAAGUUUUUGUCAAUGCUCAUCUUAAAACAAUAUCAAAUCUCCAGGUCCAUCUUUAUUUCAUGAAUGAACAUACCGGUCCAACUGGUCCAACCAUUUGGACCGCAAAAACGAAACGGCCUUGGUUUCACUGUACUUGAGGCAUGCACAACAAGACCUCAAACCAAAAUGUCCGUCAGUUUUCAAAGAUAACAAAAAUAGUUUACAGGACAGACAGUAGCAAAGCUCAAGAAGAAACAGACAUUUUAUCACUGAUUUGAAAAGUUGGAGUCAGUGGGAUUUCUGUUUCCUUUGUCUGUUGUAGUUGUACUUUUACUAAUGUAACAUCACUAUAGCUUUGACUUUUGUAUAUCACGCUGCUACAACCUUUUGUAUGCUGGAUACGUGUAUAAGUUGUAAGAGAGAGUGAGAGUGACUGUUAAGACGAACAACUAUAAUGGAAUUCAUUGCCUAAAUAAAACAUUUAAAACUUAUGAAAAUGUU
Pecten maximus is the source of this 9790-nucleotide messenger RNA. RefSeq names its product protein diaphanous homolog 2-like. Bases 431 to 3934 code for a protein of 1167 amino acids. The transcript has 25 exons. Gene Ontology annotation, biological process: actin cytoskeleton organization; actin filament polymerization. The record is from RefSeq and is a predicted model, not a curated record. NCBI's taxonomy places the organism in Eukaryota, Metazoa, Mollusca, Bivalvia, Pectinida, Pectinidae. Gene Ontology annotation, molecular function: actin binding; small GTPase binding; microtubule binding. Gene Ontology annotation, cellular component: actin filament; cytoplasm.